Messenger RNA from Armigeres subalbatus, 1692 nucleotides. RefSeq lists its product as uncharacterized. The record is from RefSeq and is a predicted model, not a curated record. Lineage: Eukaryota; Metazoa; Arthropoda; Insecta; Diptera; Culicidae. The coding region runs from base 1 to 1650 and encodes 549 amino acids. The transcript has 7 exons.
AUGGCGUUCGCUCGAACUCAAACAGAAUUAAAACCGAAACUGAAAUUCUGUCCAUUUCCAUCGGUAAAAUUUAUUUCGUGUCAAAAUUAUGUUUCGCUCUUUGAAUACAUUUUCCUCUCCACAGUAUGCAUCCUUCCAAUCGUGAUCGCCAGUGGUUGGGGUCAAACCACGAACUACUGCGACCGCGCACUGUGUCCCUCCGGUGGGCCGCACAUCGCUUGCAACGGAUUGGGCAGUCCGAGUCCCGCGUGUGGUGCCGGAUCGUUCGAGAUCAAGUUGGAUAGCUCCAAGCAGGCGUUGAUUGUCAAUCGGCACAAUCAACUCCGCAACCGAGUUGCCAUGGGAAACCAAAACUACACGGAUGACUCGUUUUACCCGCCGGCUGCUAGGAUGGCUACUUUGGUAUGGGAUCGGGAGUUGGCGUACAUGGCUGCUGCUAAUGCACGACGCUGCGUUUAUGAGCACGACCGAUGUCGCAACACAAUGAUGAUGAGGACCGUUGGGCAGAGCAUGGCGAUAAAGGUGAUCCAAGAAGAGAACGUUCCUGACGAAAUGUUGAUUCGAGAAUUCAUUGACUCUUGGUUCUCCGAGUAUUCAAAUUCUAAUCCUUCGCACAUUUCAAGCUACCCACUGAACUGGACAGGCCCAACGAUUCGACACUUCACUCAAAUGAUGUCCGAUCGCUCCAGCAGGAUCGGAUGUGCGAUGAUGAGUUUUGGGAAAUCGCCUUGGAUCAACAAGCUGUUUGUUUGCAACUAUGGCUUCACGAAUACUAUUAAGCAACCUGUUUAUGUCACAGGACCACCAGGAUCACAAUGUCUGCUUGGGCGUAAUCCGGACUUUCCCGGGCUUUGCCGCACAGUGAAAAUUGUAGUCAAGUAUCCUUCAUUCAUCAUUUCGCUGGUGGUCAACGGAAGCUUAGGUCAAACAGCAGACUUUUGCAAUGCAUCUCUGUGUCGUUCUGGCGUUACCCACAUCGCCUGCCAUGGACUGCAAAAUCUGAGUUCAACGUGCGGGGACGGAUCAUUCGAGGUCAACCUGGACAGCGCCAAGCAGGCCCUGAUAACGAAUCAGCACAACACGCUACGGAGUCGCGUUGCUCUAGGCAACCAAAAUUACACCUCGACCCUAUUCUAUCCACAGGCUGCCAAGAUGGCUACUUUGGCAUGGGACAACGAGUUGGCACACAUUGCGGCCACCAAUGCGAGGCGAUGUGUGUUUGGCCAUGACCAGUGUCGAAACACCGCCACGAUGCGAUACGUUGGACAGAAUAUUGCCAUAAAAAUGUUCUACGGAAUGAGCAUCACCGACGAAGUGUUGAUCAAAGGUUUUAUUGAUAGUUGGUUUUCGGAGUACGCGAAUUCGAACCCGUCGCACAUUGCCAGUUAUCCUUCUGCGUGGACUGGCCCAACUAUUGGUCAUUUUACUCAGGUUGUUUCGGAUCGAUCUAGCAAGAUUGGAUGUGCCAUGGUGAGCUACAUUACUGCACCCUGGAUAAAUAAGCUGUUUGUGUGCAACUACGGACUAACGAAUAUUGUGGGGCAGCCGGUCUAUGUGGCAGGUGCAACCGGAUCGCAGUGUAAAACUGGCCGGAAUCCGAGUUUUUCGGGAUUAUGCAGCACUUCCGAAGUUGUCAGCAACAAUCCCUGAUAAAUAUGAAUAAUAUAUAAGGAAUAAACUAUGAAUGAUUGC